GGCGCUUCUGGAGCUUUCUUUUGCAUUCUCUCUCGAACCUUCUCAUUUCCAUUCGUUCCUUCCAUCAGAGGGAUAAUCACAGCCAAUAUGCAAAGUGAAAAGCAAGGCAGACGAGGCUUCUCUCGCUCAGAUGAGCUGUUAAAUAGUUUCCCGGGGUUUGGAUCCCGUAGGAGCAUGUUGCCUAGCCUGUUUAGUGGAAGGGAUCCAUUUGAUGAUCCUUUCUUCAGUCGGCCGCUUGGAGACAUGUUCGGGUCUAGCAUGUUCGGUCCAAGUGCUGCUUCUAGUGGUGCACCACAGAGUGGUAGCGGUGGGGGAAUCAUAGUAGAAGAAUUAAACUCUGAUGAUGAGGGAGAGGAAGAUGAGGGUACUGUAGAUGGGAGGGAUAAGAGGAAAGAACGAGCCGUUUCAAGCAAUGAGCCAUCUGUUGAGCAUCCGGAUGAUGAUGAUGAUGAUGAUGUGGAUGCAGAAGAGAAAGUCAAGAACAUGAGUAAAAGAAGUGAUUUCAACAAGGUACAAGGCACACAGCCCCAAGGUCGUAGUGUCUCUGUUCAGAGUUGCAGAGUUACAUAUGGUGGUAUAGAUGGUGCAUAUUACACUUCUACAAGAAACAGAAGGGCAGGCAAUGAUGGGGUGAUGAUUGAGGAGACCAAAGAAGCAGAUAAGACCACUGGUCAAGCAACACAUAAGAUAUCUAGAGGAAUUCAUGAUAAGGGUCAUUCUGUCACAAGGAAGCUUAAUGCAGAUGGAAAGGUGGAUAUGUUGCAAACUCUACACAAUUUGAAUGAAGAUGAGCUUGCUGGUUUUGAAGAAGCUUGGGAUGGUAAUGUUAAACUUGAUGUACCUGGCUGGAAAGAAUUUGGUAACCAAGGUGAACCGAAGGGCAAUGCACCUUGGAACACUUGGCUCCUUCCAUCUUCAGAGCAACCACAAAGCUCCAGAGGGGUAUCCGGGGCUACCUCUGAUGGGAGAACCAAAAAGGUUGUUAGAAUAAAUAUAGAGUAAAUGGGCGCAGAGUAUCUAGGCAGACCAAGAGAUGAGAAGGGCAUUUGCAGUUGGCUGAUGCUGCUCUAGCGAUACAAUCAUGAAUAGUUGGGUAUCUUCUUUGUAUUGUAAUUAUGGAGAGGUAAUUUGCGAUUGUAGUUGUCCAUUGUUCGUCAGACGAAUGACGAUUAGCAGUGUUUACAUGAAUGAAGUGUCAACUGUGUUAUGGAACCUUUACUGUGGUCUAUGGUCUUUUUUCUUUUUUCUUUUUUUCUUGAACAAGAAUUGUGGUCUAUGGUUUAAAUGAAAGUGCACAUGACUCGUCUAUAAACAGAAGGGUCUGCAUUUUUGUCUAAAUGAUAUCGAUCAGCUCAUCUGUGAUAGUUGGACUUCC
Molecule: messenger RNA, 1375 nt
Organism: Fragaria vesca subsp. vesca
Lineage: Eukaryota; Viridiplantae; Streptophyta; Magnoliopsida; Rosales; Rosaceae
Exons: 7
Coding region: 88-1002 (304 amino acids)
Source: RefSeq, a predicted model, not a curated record